CGAUGUUGCGCCAUGCCGCGACGGUGUUGAUGAUGAUUGCAGCUGUCUGGCGUUUCCUCUGAGCCCUACGUCCACAGGCAGAAAUCCGCCAGCCAUUGCCAUCGCGCUGCCAAGCUGUCCCUUCCUUUGCUCUUCCAAGGGGGCGGGCCGACACUCCGACCUGGCCGCCGACGGGCUUCCGCUGUACAGGAGCCCAAUUGAAUACGCCAACCCUGAUGCACGGUGCGCUCAAGAAAGGCACCCGCAAACCCAGCAUUGAUUCUCGCGGUCCACUCUCCAUUCGUCUGGCGCCUCGCCUUCUGCUGGAUGCGAGGCCAAGGCAGUGCCACUCUCGUUCGACCACAAGCCGACCGACGAGGCCGAGCGCAAGCGCAUCAUCAACGCCGGCGGGUACGUCAAGGAGAUCCACACCGGGGAGGGCCACCAGAGGAGGGUGGUCCACCGCAUCAACGGGAACCUCAACCUCUCCCGCUCCGUCGGCGACCUGGCGUACAAGACGCGGGACGACCUCGGCCCCGAGCAGCAGGUGAUCUCCGUGACGCCGGACCUGGUCGUCAAGGAGAGGACCCCCGAGGACGAAUUCCUCAUCCUCGGAUGCGACGGCAUCUGGGAGGUCAAGGACAACCCCGAGGCAUGCGCCUUUGUGCGGCCGCGAAUGGCCGGGGGCAAGGACCCGACCUCCCAGCCAUCGCCUGCGAGCUGCUGGACGAGUGCCUCACCGCCGACCCGCAGAAGACGUGCGGCCGCGGCGCCGACAACAUGACCUUGGUGCUGGUGCAGCUGCGGGACACCAUCCCGCCCAUCCGGCCAUCCAAGAGGCGCGCACCCGCGCAGAGCUGCUUUGGGGCGCAGGCCGACUGAGGCGCGCGGGACCCCAGCCGGCCACCGACGUACAGACACGCCCGACCUAAACGUAGCGCGCGUGCCGCGUCGGGCGACGUGGCGCCCCGCGACGCAGCGCCGCCCCGACCGUGCAUGGCCUGCCCUUCCCGCUCCCUCCUCCUCUGCCCUGGCCUGCCCCGUCCCGCUUCUCCCCGCC
This is a messenger RNA of Prorocentrum cordatum, 1039 nucleotides long. The record is from the annotation of a GenBank genome assembly. Lineage: Eukaryota; Dinophyceae; Prorocentrales; Prorocentraceae.